Molecule: messenger RNA, 445 nt
Organism: Tauraco erythrolophus (red-crested turaco)
Lineage: Eukaryota; Metazoa; Chordata; Aves; Musophagiformes; Musophagidae
Source: RefSeq, a predicted model, not a curated record
AAAAAGUCCCUAGAGUCCAUAAACUCUAGGCUUCAGCUGGUUAUGAAAAGUGGUAAAUAUGUGUUAGGCUACAAGCAGACUCUGAAAAUGAUUCGACAGGGCAAAGCCAAGCUGGUCAUCCUAGCCAACAACUGUCCUGCUUUGAGAAAGUCGGAGAUCGAGUACUACGCUAUGCUUGCCAAGACUGGCGUCCAUCAUUAUAGCGGGAACAACAUUGAAUUGGGCACCGCGUGCGGAAAAUACUACCGAGUGUGCACGCUGGCCAUCAUUGACCCAGGUGAUUCUGACAUCAUUAGAAGCAUGCCAGAACAAACCAGUGAGAAGUGAAUGCUGUAAAGUUGUUAUUUCUACAAUAAAACUGGUUACAGAUAUGUUUUAAGAAAAAUUUGUAUUAUACCUUUGCUGGUUUUAGGGAACAAACUAUAUAAAUGAAGAUUCAUUACAA